GUGGACACGCCGCAUAAAAAUUAUUCCGCACCGCUUUGGCCAUGCGAGCCCCGCAACUGCUGUCUGGAGCCGUCUGAACGUAUUUGACACCAGUUAACGGAGCGGGAAAUGUGAUUGAGCGAUAAUUAAGAUGUAUGGAAACCUUAACGAUAGCAACGGAGAGCGAACCUGAAUUGGUGACCAGCUAACUGCGAAUGGCCUGCCAGUCUGUUGCUGCUAUCAUGGAUGAGCAAGCCCUGCUGGGGCUCAACCCCAAUGCUGACGCCAGAUACAGGCAGCGGGCCAUUGCAUAUUUUGAGCAACUUAAGGAGUCUCAAGAUGCUUGGGAAGUGUGUGCAGAGGCCAUAGCCAAAGGAAUUUAUAAUGACGACCAUGUGAAGUUCUUUUGCUUCCAAGUCCUGGAGCAUCAGAUCAAGUACAGACAUGCUGGCCUAAGUGCUGUUCAGCAGCAGCUCAUCAGAGAAACCCUGAUGAAAUGGCUCCAGUGUCAGCUGAUGAAUGUCCAGCCUGAGAAGCCCUUCAUCCGCAACAAGGCUGCCCAGGUAUUCGCCCUGACUUUUGUUAUGGAGUACUUGACCCUUUGGCCCAAGUUCUUCUUUGACAUCUUGUCGCUGGUUGGGCUGAGCCCACAUGGUGUAGACAUCUACCUACGAACCCUCAUGGCCAUUGAUGCUGAAGUGGUUGACCGGGACAUCCUUCAUACACCGGAGGAAACCCGCAGGAAUACCUUGAUCAAAGACACUAUGAGAGAACAGUGCAUCCCCAGUCUGGUAGAGUCCUGGUACCAGAUCCUGCAAGCCUACCAGCAGUCCCAUCCUGAACUGACCUGCCAGUGUCUGGAGGUGGUGGGGGCCUAUGUGUCCUGGAUCGACCUAAAUCUCAUUGCCAACGAUAGGUUUGUGAAUUUGCUGCUGAGUCAUAUGUCUAUAGAGGAGCUGAGAGAAGAGGCCUGUGACUGCCUGUUCGAGAUAGUAAACAAGGGGAUGGACCCUGUGGACAAAACCAAGCUUGUGGAAUCUCUGUGCCAAGUGUUACAGUCUGCUGGUUUCUUCAAUAUUGAACAGGAGGAGGAUGUGGACUUCCUUGCCAAGUUUUCGAGGCUGGUGAAUGGAAUGGGCCAGAGUCUUGUGCUGAGCUGGACUAAGCUGGCCAAGGCAGGCAACGUAAAGCUUGCUGCAGAGACAUUGCAGGCUGUGGAGGCCAAGGUGCCGCUGCUGCUACAGCUGCUGGUGCACGAGGACGACGACAUCUCGGCCAACAUCGUGGGCUUCUGUUACGAAUAUCUGCAUGUUCUCAAGCAGGUCCCCCAACUGACAGACCAGCAGAAAGCAAAUGUGGAGGCAAUCAUGCUUGCUGUCAUGAAGAAACUUACGUAUGAUGAUGAGUACAACUUUGAAAAUGAAGGAGAAGAUGAGGCCAUGUUUGUGGAAUACAGGAAGCAGUUGAAGAUGUUGUUGGAUCGUCUGGCCCAAGUGUCUCCUGAGCUGCUGCUUGAAGCUGUGCGCAGAGUCUUCAGCAAUACCAUGCAGAACUGGCAGACAGCUCUGUUUAUGGAGGUGGAGGUGGCCAUCAGACUGGUUUACAUGUUGGGUGAGGCUCUGCCUGCCUCCCAUGGUACUCACUUCUCUGGGGAUACAGCCAAGACAAGUGCCCUGCAAGAAAUGAUGCGGACGCUAGUCUCCUGUGGCGUUAGUGGAUACCAACACACCUCAGUAUCUCUGGAGUUCUUUGAAACUGUUGUUCGAUACGACAAGUUCUUCAUUGUGGAGCCCCAGCACAUUCCACAUGUUUUGAUGGCAUUUCUGGACCAAAGAGGACUGAGGCAUAGCAGCCCUAAGGUCAGGAGCAGGGUGGCGUACCUCUUCUCAAGAUUUGUGAAAACACUGCACAAGCACAUGAAUGCCUUUAUUGAAGACAUCCUCACUAGAAUACAGGACCUGCUAGAACUCGCUCCCCCUGAAAAUGGUUUCCCAGCACUGUUGACCAGCGAUGACCAACUGUUCAUAUUUGAGACUGCAGGGGUGCUAAUUGUGAAUGGGGAGAGUCCUGCAGAGAGGAAACAGGUCCUAAUGAGAAGUCUGCUGACCCCUCUAAUGGAUGCCUUCCGCCUCAUGCUCGCCAAACUAUCCCAAGAGACGGAAGAGGAGAGGCAGACUUUUCUAGCUGACUGCCUGAGCCAUGCCGUGGGCUUUGCAAGUCGCACCAGCAAGGCUUUCAGCAACAAGCAGACGGUGAAGCAGUGUGGCUGCACGGAGGUGUACAGAGACUGUCUGCAGACCUUCCUGCCGGCUCUGAGCUGCCCUGUCCAGAGGGGCGCUUUACGCAGUUCUGUACGCUCCUUCUUGCACCGAAUGAUCAUCUGCCUAGAGGAGGAGGUCCUGCCCUUCAUCCCCGCAGCAUCCGAGCACAUGCUGAAGGACUGUGAGGCCAAGGACCUGCAGGAGUUUAUCCCCCUCAUCAGCCAGAUCACCGCCAAGUUCAAGAGUCAGGUUUCUCCAUUCCUGCAGCAAGUGUUCAUGCCUCUGGUGCUGGCCAUCUUUGAGGUUCUGGCCCGGCCUGCAGAGGACAAUGAUCAGGCGGCUGCCCUGGAAAAGCAGAUGCUAAGGAGGAGCUACUUCACCUUCAUCCAAACCAUUGCAAGCAGCGGCAUGAACGAGGUCAUGGCCAGCCAGGGGGUUGAAAACAUUGAGCGGGUUCUCUUCACAAUUAUCCAGGGCACAAUGGACUUUCCUGAUCCCAUUGCUCAGAAAACAUGUUUCAUUGUCCUCUCCAAACUGGUGGAGCUGUGGGGGGGUAAAGAUGGCAUGGUGGGGUUUCCUGACUUCAUAUAUAAACAUAUUGUUCCUGCCUGCUUCCUGGCUCCUCUGAAACCAACAUUUGACCUCACGGAUGCUCAGACCGUUCUGACUCUAUCGGAGUGUGCUCUCACACUGAAAAUGAUCCAUCUAAAAAGGGGGCCUGAGUUUAUCCAGUUCCUGCAGCAAGAGUAUCUGCCAUCACUGCAAGUGUCACCCGAAAUCACACAAGAGUUAUGUCAGGUGCUUCAACAGCCAGAUGUCAAAGUGCUGAAAAGCUACAUUAAGGCAUUUUUUCAGCGAGCCAAACUGUAGGAGGGAAAACAUGAACUGGAAGCUAGCUGAAGGGACACUGCGGAGAGCAAGCGGAUGUUUGUGCCACUUUCAACGAAAAAAUUGAACCUAGCAUAGGAGCUGCUUUUGCACUUAAACAGUAGUUGC
This is a messenger RNA of Lampris incognitus (smalleye Pacific opah), 3236 nucleotides long. RefSeq names its product exportin, tRNA (nuclear export receptor for tRNAs) (gene xpot). Gene Ontology annotation, biological process: tRNA re-export from nucleus. The record is from RefSeq and is a predicted model, not a curated record. Lineage: Eukaryota; Metazoa; Chordata; Actinopteri; Lampriformes; Lampridae. Gene Ontology annotation, molecular function: small GTPase binding; tRNA binding. Gene Ontology annotation, cellular component: nuclear pore; cytoplasm; nuclear matrix. The coding region runs from base 195 to 3110 and encodes 971 amino acids. The transcript is spliced from 25 exons.